AUAUCACAAUCCAAUGAAAUGUAAGCCAUAUAAUAUCUAUCUCAUCUUAUAAAAUAUACUUCAAAAUCAAAAUUUAAUAAGAGAAUACCAAAUCCACGCAAUAUAAUCGAAACCAACCAACUCGUGGUUACGGCGACAGUCACGGACUCGCCGCCUUCAUCACUGUAAUCAGCAGAUGGCGUCCUCCAUCUCCCUCCCUUCUCCCCAAUCUCCCCUUCUCAAAUCCACCUUCCUCGGCCGAACUACCCGCCGCUUUCAUCUCCACCGCCAAUUUCCCCUUCCCCGUCGCGCAUUACCGAGCCAUCACACUUCCCGGCCUUCCGCCGCCUUCGAUUUGGCCCAGCUUCUCGGCGGAAGAGGCCUUUGCAAUGGCGAGAAAGGUCUCAAUGAGGAACUGAAGCGAAACGUGGUGGAGGAAACAAUCGGCGCCGAAAUUCCGGAAACAACCGAGAAAUUAGCCGUCGAUAAGGUUCCGGAAGAUGGAUUCGACAAGGAAUUGAUGGGAUUAACCGGCGGAUUUCCUGGCGGAGAGAAAGGACUACGGAAAUUCAUAUCGGAAAAUCCUCCUCCUCCGCCUCCGAAACCUUCCGCUUCAAAAUCCAUCGAAAUCGGUGCGAUUCCGAGUUCGCAAAAACCAAAACCACCGGAUCUGCCGCUGUUGCUACCCGGAAUGAUCGCGAUUGUGAAGAAUCCGAACAGUCCAUAUUAUAUGUACUGCGGAAUUGUACAGAGAAUCACAGACGGAAAGGCAGGAGUUCUUUUCGAAGGAGGAAAUUGGGAUCGAUUGAUUACGUUUCGGCUGGAGGAGCUUGAACGAAGGGAAAAAGGACCUCCGAUGAAGAAUCCAAGAUCGGCUGUUCUUGAACCUCUUCUUCAAAAGGAUUCCCAAUAAUUCCGAUGGGCUCCGGUGAAUUUCUGUUUAGUUCUCUGUUUGUUUUCCUGGAAUUCCGACUUGGAAUAAAUGUGUGAAUAUUCCCAAUCGAUGAAGCAUCUUCAUUUUAACUAA
Molecule: messenger RNA, 1006 nt
Organism: Cucurbita moschata (crookneck pumpkin)
Lineage: Eukaryota; Viridiplantae; Streptophyta; Magnoliopsida; Cucurbitales; Cucurbitaceae
Product: NAD(P)H-quinone oxidoreductase subunit S, chloroplastic
Exons: 1
Coding region: 176-892 (238 amino acids)
Biological process (GO): photosynthetic electron transport chain
Source: RefSeq, a predicted model, not a curated record